AGGGCGAGGAGAGGCGGUGGCCGCGGGCGCCCGGCCCCAACCUGUCAGACCGGGGAGCGGGCCUCCAGCGGCGGGCGCAGCAGGCGCGAGUUCGGCCCUGCGGCCUGUGGGAGCUGGUCCGGCCGAGCCGGCCGAGGGCUGGGAGAUGAGCGGCGGCCCAGCUGCAGCGCCCCAGGAUGGGGAGGGGCGCGCGGCACUGCCCUCGGACACUGGCGCUCCCGUGAAGUAGGAGCCGCCGGCCGUCCGCCCGCGCGAGCCGUUCCGCGCCGCGGCCGCUCAGCCUCUGCCAUGGCCGGGUCUGGCGCGUGGAAGCGCCUCAAAUCUCUGCUGAGGAAGGAUGAUGCGCCACUGUUCUUAAAUGACACCAGCGCCUUUGACUUCUCGGAUGAGGUCGGGGAUGAGGGGCUUUCUCGGUUCAACAAACUUCGGGUUGUGGUGGCCGACGAUGGUUCUGAAACCCUGGAAAGGCCUAUUAACGGGGCGCACCCGGCCCUGCAGGCCGACGAUGAUUCCUUACUGGACCAGGACUUACCUUUGACCAACAGUCAGCUGAGUUUGAAGGUGGAUUCCUGUGACAACUGCAGCAAACAGAGAGAGUUGCUGAAGCAGAGAAAGGUGAAAACCAGGUUGACCAUUGCUGCCGUUCUUUACUUGAUUUUCAUGAUUGGAGAGCUUGUAGGUGGAUACAUUGCAAAUAGCCUAGCAAUCAUGACAGAUGCACUUCAUAUGUUAACUGACCUAAGCGCCUCCAUACUUACCCUGCUUGCUUUUGUGGCUGUCAUCAAAAUCACCAACCAAAAGAUUCACCUUUGAUUUCAU
Messenger RNA from Microcebus murinus (gray mouse lemur), 819 nucleotides. The record is from RefSeq and is a predicted model, not a curated record. Lineage: Eukaryota; Metazoa; Chordata; Mammalia; Primates; Cheirogaleidae.